AUGGGCGAGCUUGCCGAGUUUCUCACCCAUAAUGAUACGGCCUUUCGAAAGGCCAGACUCCCUGCUUUAUACGCCGACUUUCGACCGCAGCGAACGUUAAACCCUGAUGGCUACAGCGCGAACGUAACGGCGUGGCGUCACGCGCUGUCGCUGCUGGCGAGGCGCGGCCUCCUGUCGCAAGGGGCAAACUCGAAUAAAUUAAUACUAAGCCUGGACGACUCGCUACUUCGAGAACUGGAAAGCCGGCAGUUUGGGCAGCCGCUGGCUCUCGGCACCGUGGUCCGCGAGUCCAUCGCUGCGCACGCAAUGUUUCCAGCGCAGACGUUUCUGCAGGCCCAGCAGAGCGUGCUGCAGAGGAGUUGGUCGGGUGUGCCAUGGGCCAUCGUGGGCUGGACGCUGCGGCAAAUCGGCCUCGUGGACCCGUCCAGAGGCGACGACACGCUACCUAAGGGCCAGUACGUGCUGCUGGAGAACGUUGAGGCCGCGGCGAAGCAGUUCUACGACAUCAUGGCCGAACAUACGUCCAAGUUUGACCGCGUCUUUACCAAGUCACAGUUCUACAAUACAUUUGCUUCGGAUCUCAUACAGGGCCAGCGACUUUCCGAGGCGGACAUAAAUGUGUUGCUGUGUUAUCUGUCCCGAGACAAGGGAAUUAUCGAAUACGACGGCAGCAUUGUACGAGUCAAGGGUGUCGGGGAUCAGACCGGCAUAACAGAGGACGACAAGGCCAUCGCCUCGCUGAAGGAGGUCACGCUCAAGGUCAAGCACCAGGCGGAUCUGCUCAGCGCCCGGAUCGACGAGCUGGAGCUGGAGGCCAAGAAGGCGCUCGCGCGGAAGAACAAGGUCUCGGCGCUGGCCGCACUGCGGCAGAAAAAGGUGGCCGAGCAGACGCUGUCCACGCGCUACGCGACGCUGGGCCAGCUCGAGGAGACGGCCGACAAGAUCGAGCAGGCCGCCGACAACGUCGCCAUCGUGCACGCGCUCGAGGCGUCGAGCGGCGUACUGCGUAGCCUCAAUGCGCGGGCUGGCUCGCCGGACAAGGUCGGGGCGGUCAUGGACGAGCUGCGCGAGCGCGCGGCCGACGCGGACGAGCUUGCCGCGAUCCUGGCCGAGUCCACGGACGCGGUGCCGGUCGACGAGGGCGAGGUCGACGACGAGCUUGCCGAGAUGGAGCGCGAGGCGGCGGAGAAGGAGGACGAGAAGCAGGCGGAGACGGCGCAGGGCAUUCUGGAGACACUCCCCCAGGUGCCGGCGACGUCGCCGCAGAAGGUGCCGGCGAGGGAGAAGUCGCCCACAUCGGAGACGGGUAUUGGGAAACUGUCGCUGGCAGAGUAG
Molecule: messenger RNA, 1335 nt
Organism: Cordyceps fumosorosea ARSEF 2679
Lineage: Eukaryota; Fungi; Ascomycota; Sordariomycetes; Hypocreales; Cordycipitaceae
Product: Snf7
Exons: 2
Coding region: 1-1335 (444 amino acids)
Biological process (GO): late endosome to vacuole transport via multivesicular body sorting pathway; vesicle budding from membrane
Cellular component (GO): ESCRT III complex; cytoplasmic side of plasma membrane; multivesicular body
Source: RefSeq, a predicted model, not a curated record